Molecule: messenger RNA, 1192 nt
Organism: Danio aesculapii
Lineage: Eukaryota; Metazoa; Chordata; Actinopteri; Cypriniformes; Danionidae
Product: serine/threonine-protein kinase pim-1-like
Exons: 3
Coding region: 149-664 (171 amino acids)
Biological process (GO): protein autophosphorylation; regulation of mitotic cell cycle; negative regulation of apoptotic process
Cellular component (GO): cytoplasm
Molecular function (GO): protein serine/threonine kinase activity; ATP binding
Source: RefSeq, a predicted model, not a curated record
AACAUACUGUAACUUUGUCUUGUUUUCAGAAAAGCUUGUGGGUUAAUAAUAUGCCGGUGCGGUAAGCUAAAUAAACUCGUUUCUACUUUAAAAUCAAUCCUAAAUGUAACUGGAAGCCAGUGUAGAGACUGACCUAAGGACUGCUGUCAUGUGCUUUAUUUUAAUUUAUUGCAUUUGCUUUCAGGACGUGAAGAAAGAUAUAGUGUUGGUGAUGGAGCAUCCCGGCCCAUGCAGAACGCUGGAGGAUUUCCUGAAAGAGAAACAACACAUGGAGGAGAGAGAUGCGCGUACGCUGAUCCUGCAGAUUGUCAAAGCAGCGCAGGAGUGCUUGAGGCGGGAAAUUUGUCAUUGGGAUAUUCAUGAAGAUAAUAUCCUAGUCAUCGGCCCGCCUCUGCAGAUUAAGCUGAUUGAUUUUGGACAGGGGACGCGCAUCGGUGAUCGACAGGUGCACCAGUGGCCAGGAAGAAGGAUAUCUUUUAAGGAAGCGGUUAAAAUUACGGUGAAUCAGCUGUAUUACCUCAUGAAGGAAAUGGCAAAACAUUGUUCCAGCAUACCUGCAGAAUUCAUGAGAUUUAUGGCUACCUGCUGGUCCCCUGUGAAUGCUGAGGAUCAGAUACAGCACACAGUGGAGGAGAUUCUGAAUCAGCCAUGGCUAAAAGACUAAUAAAAAUAAAGACUGUUCCAGACAUGAGGAGUUUAUGCUUUCCACCCUGAAACAGGACCUGUUUUAGAGGAGAUUUUAGAGCACAAGUGAUUCAGCAUGACAUACUGUAGACCCCAUCAGCAGCAGAAAACAGGUUUUCAUUCUUUCAUUUCUGUCAUUUGUUGUUUUGCUGUUUUCUGCUUCCCAAAUUCUGGACUUCCUCCUGCGAGGGUUGCAGUCAGAGCUGCAUGUAAAUGAGGGCCGGGUGAAGCAUGCCCAUUGGUCCACCAGCUCUAGACCGACAGUUUCUCCUCCAUCCAGUCAGGCGAGGAGGGAAGCUGAUGUUUCUCUAAUGGCGGCCGAUGUGGGAAAGUGCACAAUGUGGGAAGCAGAGGCGGAAAACAGCAUAAUCUCAGAAAACAAUGGAAGUAUGAAUUCCUCAUGACUUUAUUUUGUCACUGAGCACAUGUGUGCUGCUCUUCCUAUCAUUUCUGUGAAAUUGAGACUGCAAAGCGCCCUAUGAACCCCAUGGAGUGUGUUGAAGCUGUU